Molecule: messenger RNA, 954 nt
Organism: Aspergillus steynii IBT 23096
Lineage: Eukaryota; Fungi; Ascomycota; Eurotiomycetes; Eurotiales; Aspergillaceae
Product: alpha/beta fold hydrolase
Exons: 1
Molecular function (GO): hydrolase activity
Source: RefSeq, a predicted model, not a curated record
CUUCCAUACAGCUUUCGAGCUCUAAAACAUCCCCGCCAAUCCUUGAAAUCAAAUUGAGAUACACGUGAACGGACACAAAACUCCCGUACUAAGCUUCCAAUGGCAGCAAGGUGGCAAUCGAAGCGUCUCCUUCAGGGCAUCAAUGCCAUUGUUGGUGGGCAGGGACCGCCGGUGGUGCUGGUUGCAGGCUGGCCCCAGACAGCCGAAGCAUACAGUGAUCUCUUCGAGCCACUUUCAAAGCAUCACCAGUUCUUUGCCUUGGACCCGCCAGGACUGGGAGAUUCGGCUCCGUCCCCAAACGGCUACGAUACCGCGGCAAUCAGCAAGACUCUAGCCGAGUCUCUCAACGACGUGAUCAAGGAACCGUAUCAUCUGGUGGGCCACGAUAUCGGAGGAUGGAUCGCUUACCCAUGGGCGGCCCAAUUUCCCUCCAGAAUCAAGAGUCUCAGCAUUCUGGACGCGGCAGUCCCCGGCCUUACACCUCCUCAACAGUUCCCACUGUCGUACGAGACGAAUUUGCGCCUCUGGCAAUUCUCGUUCAACGCGCUGCCAGAGCUACCGGAGAUUCUCACGCAGGGCCGUGAGCGCGAACUCCUCACGUGGUUCUUCAACUUGAAAACCGCCCAUCCGGAGACAUUCCCCAAGGAGAGACUGGAAUCUUACAUCCAGAGUUAUGCGCGACCCGGAGCUAUGAGUCGCGGAUUCGAAUACUAUCGCGCCGUUGGAACCAGCGCGAAGCAAAAUGUUGAAUUUGCGAAGAAGCCUCUCGACGUGCCGGUGUUGGCGCUGGGCGGAUCUAAGUCCGUGGGCGGCAAUAUGGUUCGACUGGCGCAGAACCUGGCGAGCAACGUUCAAGGGGGAGAGAUCGAAGACUGCGGUCACUUUGUGGUGGAAGAGAAGCCCGAUGACGUGGCAGAGAAGUUGAUGGGGUUUUUUAAACAAGUGGAAGAAAAG